Molecule: messenger RNA, 708 nt
Organism: Labeo rohita (rohu)
Lineage: Eukaryota; Metazoa; Chordata; Actinopteri; Cypriniformes; Cyprinidae
Exons: 6
Coding region: 37-708 (223 amino acids)
Source: RefSeq, a predicted model, not a curated record
UCUUCAUCCCACCUCCAAAAGUUUGAUCUUUGCUUUAUGAAGCACAACAUAACCUGCUCAAUUCACAUUUCAGGAGACGGUGCAGGAGUCUGGACCGAUCUGGAUCCCAGACCUCUAUUAGAUUUAACCGAGUCUGAGGGUUAUUCAGAAUCACCUCUACAAAUCACAGAAACAUGCUCUGACUUCAAAGGAGACCUGUGUCCUACAGGGUCUUACUGCCCAGUGGGUUCGUCUCUUCCUCAGCCCUGUGAUUCAGGCUCUUACUGUAAUCAGACUGGCCUGCACACUCCUGCAGGCCUCUGUUUUGCUGGAUCCUUCUGCCCCACUGGCUCCUCAAAUCCCAGUGCUAUGUUUUGUCCUCCUGGACACUACUGUCCCCGGGGCACACCACUACCCCUGCCCUGCCCACAAGGCACUAUGAGGAGCUCUGCUGGAGGAUCCAGUUCAGAUGAUUGCCUAGAAUGUCCACGAGGACAUUUCUGUGAGAAAAGAGGCCUAACUGAGCCCUCUGGUCUGUGUUCUGAUGGCUAUUAUUGCCCUGGAGGACAGAACACAUCCAGACCACCAGAGUAUGUGUGUGGUGCAGGCCACUUCUGUGAAAGAGGCAGCAUCAUAGAGAGGCCGUGUUUCCCAGGUAGCUUCCAACCCAGUCUAGGCCAGCGUAGAUGUGAGAUGUGCCCUGCCCGCUUUGUCCUGAAAAUGGUAUGA